GGCGGCCGUUCGGCGGGCGUUCCAAAAGCGGUAUAGCAGCUCCAGCUUGCCGAGUGGCAGCCCCGUCCGCUCUGUUGGAGAAUUAUCCGGCUUCAUCGUCUCCAAAGCUCCAGAACCGUUAUUCAACCUCCGCCUUCCUUGACCUCUCCUGCAUGCUUUCUCUCGUUAGCCCUUCAUUAGUUGCAAACCGGUCCUUUAUCACCGUGCGUAAUUUGCCCGCACCUUUCUUCGCAACUGGCUCGAAUCCCGUGGCUUUUCGUGGCUGAUUAAUUGCCAUUCUGAUCGUCCGGGUGAUUUCCCUAUCUCAACACUCCCUUUGUACUGUUAAAACGGAAUUUCGAAUCGAGGGGGCAGCGUGGAGGUUAGGUCUUGAAAGACUGGGUUGUUGGAUAAGAACGGUGAAGGCCGCUGAAGGCGAUAACUCGGCAUGAUGUCUGCUACGUUGAAUGGGACAUAUAACUCGGCCCCGGAUACACCGUCUCCCGUCUAUCCAGACAGAUUGAUUCGACCACUUCCAAAACGUACCAUUCGCUCCCGUCUAUCUUUAGAGGCUGCCGAUUCCAUUCUAUAUCCCUUAUCUCCGCCGAGCACGCGGGUUUUUUACGGCUCGUCUGUAGAGGGUGGCGAUUCGGGCAACGAUUCCAAAGUCUACGUGCAGCAGGACAUUGAUAGUGAGACUCAGGAUCAUAGUCCCGAGCGUGACCACCAUCACCCCUACGAAAAUGGAGUUGACUUUGAAAGCGGUGACGAGGAUGGACCCGUAGUUGUGCGUCGAAGUGCAGGAUUUCGUGGAUCUUCUCUGUCCCCUGCUGCCUCAGGCACUUACACAGCAAAGUACUCAGAUACCAUCGAUAGACCUGAGACCAAGUUGCUGGUGGGGCCAGACGGUUAUGACGCCUUUGAAAAUACAAACAACAAGAAGAAACGCAAAAUCCCCACCCCUGCCAACUUGAGCAGCCAUCACUCUACUUUGUCCCAUGACUUUGCCAAUAUGGGGCUUUCCAUCUCCAAAUCAACGCCUCCCGCGACGGCUAGUGAUGGAAACACCACUGGUACGUACCAUGGCACUGGAAGUCCCGCGUCUCCUGCAGGCAGUGGAAUUUCGGGGUCUGGACGUGGCCGCCUUGCACGCAACAUCGCGCGCCAUCUCAGUGGAAGAAGUCCAUUAUCAGUCCAUACUCAGAACAACUUGGUUAAUGGUCGUACGACGGGCUGUCGUGACCAGUUGAUAUCUCCACCAGAGUCAACAGGCCUCGAGUCGCCUGGCAAGUCCGACCAAGGUAUCAUCUCAGCCGCUAUAGCAAACGCCGCCGUACAUUCCUCUCCCAGUUCAGGCAACGGUAGCUUGCUUGAGCAGCAGAAUACGACCCCAACCAAGACACAAUUUACCUUCACGUGUGAGUCUGAUUCCUCGAAAGGGAUGGCACUGCAAGGGCAAAGUCCCUAUGCAGUCCAACGACAGCUGCAACCGCAUCGACCUGCGGUAACUUCUUCGACGACAGCCCAACCUCGACGAGCGGUUUCCACGCAGGCCACGCAGACAAGCCCCAACAUGACGACCCAUGCACAGGCUGGUUCACAACAGCAGCAACCGCAACAGCAACAACCCCAAGGUGCUGAAGCAGGUGGCACUGGCAGAAAAAAGAAGAGGUCUCCAGGAAGCAUAUACGCGUUGGCCGCGCGUCAGCGAAAGAUCCAACAGCAAUAUACGAACCUGCAUCGUCCACCUGCCCCCGAAGACAUAUGGAUAUGUGAAUUCUGCGAGUAUGAGAGUAUAUUUGGCCGCCCACCUGAAGCGCUGAUCCGACAAUACGAGAUCAAAGACCGCAAGGAGCGGAAGCGACUGGCGGAGAAAAGAAGGCUGUUGGAGAAAGCAAAGAUGAAAGGACGCAAGGGCAAAAAGGCGACUAAAAAAGCUGCAGCACAGCAGGCUGCUCAUCACCAUCAUCACCAGGGAUGCGACCGGGCGUCUGGGGACCAUUCAUCUGCCGAUGCCUACGGCUGCAUGCAUGAAGAUGACUACUUGGCCAACGAAUACGACGAGGAACCUAUACCAAUCUCUGCGCCCGCUCCAUCGCUCUCUUCCUUGAAGUUAUCCACCUCCCCUGGAAACCAACCAAAAGCAACGACGCCCGCUGGUGGAGUCAACGGUGUAGCAGGCGGAGGAACUAGUUUACCAUCCUGAUGACUGGGUUGGCCGGCUCAUACAUUACGUGGUCUGUGCCGCGGUUCGACCGUUGGCAUGGGUCUGGCAGCUCUUUUAGAGCAAUUCUGAAACAGUCCCUACUGGCGCUAGACCAGUUGAUUGGGCCGGCAGGGUCUCCAGCCCGACCUAUUGUCUUCUUUAUCUUUCUUUAUUUCGUCGGUCUUUGUUGUUCUUCUUUCUGAUCACAGCCUGGUGCGGGGCGUGUUGUUGUUCAAGUUAUUAUUUUUUCUUUAACUUCUCUUUCAGGAUGCUUCUUGCAUCGAUGAGAUAAAUCCCCACUCAUAUGCAUACGCCGAAUAUUAAAACUAGCAGAUCCGCAGACUUUGAAACGUUGGCAAAGCGGCAUCGUUUGAACAUGAAUUGUCAUGCUGAAAUGUCCAUGGAUGGUAACAGCGAAGGAAUAUGUAUGCUUUGUCGGUGUUAAUCUUCUUUCUUUUCUCUUGUCUAUUUAUUUUCUCUUUCUAUUUCUCUCAUCCCGUUUCCUUAUUACUACAUGUAUGAAGUAACCCUCAAGGGAGAAACUAUGUUGAACUUAGGAAGUACUCGACAGAAAAAAGACAAAAAAAGCCAUUGAUAGGAAUAAACUAGUUAUUAUUAACAUAAACGAGUAUGA
Molecule: messenger RNA, 2819 nt
Organism: Monascus purpureus
Lineage: Eukaryota; Fungi; Ascomycota; Eurotiomycetes; Eurotiales; Aspergillaceae
Source: the annotation of a GenBank genome assembly